Molecule: messenger RNA, 369 nt
Organism: Candidozyma haemuli
Lineage: Eukaryota; Fungi; Ascomycota; Pichiomycetes; Serinales; Metschnikowiaceae
Gene: RPS10
Product: 40S ribosomal protein eS10
Exons: 2
Coding region: 1-369 (122 amino acids)
Cellular component (GO): cytosolic small ribosomal subunit
Molecular function (GO): structural constituent of ribosome; RNA binding
Source: RefSeq, a predicted model, not a curated record
AUGUUGAUGCCAAAGGACGACAGAAAGAAGAUCCACCAGUACCUCUUCCAAGAGGGUGUUGUUGUUGCUGAGAAGGACUUCAACAAGCCAAAGCACGAGGAGAUUGACACCAAGAACUUGUACGUCAUCAAGGCUUUGCAGUCUUUGACCUCCAAGGGUUACGUCAAGACUCAGUUCUCUUGGCAAUGGUACUACUACACCUUGACUGACGAAGGUGUUGAGUUCCUCAGAAACGAGUUGAACAUCCCAGAAGGUAUCUUGCCUUUGACCAGAUUGAAGGGUGCCCCAGCUCAGAGACCAAGACCUGCUUCCAGAGGUCCUCAAAGAAGAUUUGGUGGUGACUCCUACAGAAGAAGAGCCAGAGAUUAA